GAAAAAAUGGACAACCCAACCAUCACGACAGGAAGAUCAGGCAACCAUUUGUCUUUGCUACAAAAACUGGCCAUCAGUAUGGGUCAUGUAUUCAACGAUUUAUGUGCAGCAUUCUGGUUCACAUAUCUACUAAUUUAUAUGCAUUUCGUCAAUCAAUUUAAUAGUAAUACUUCGGGUACGCUUAUGUUGGUCGGUCAAGUUGCCGAUGGAUUGGCCACACCAUUCGUCGGUAUUGAAUGUGAUCGAAAAUUGGAUUGGUUUUUCUGUAAAUACGGACGUAGGAAAUGUUGGCAUUUGAUAGGAACAUUGUGUGUAUUUUUAUCAUUUCCAUUUCUAUUUAAUCAAUGUAUUGGCUGUGAAAAUUCGCCGGAACAUUCACAGAUAAUCUAUUAUGCUGCAUUUAUCACGAUAUUUCAAUUUGGUUGGGCAGCGGUCCAGAUUUCUCAUCUAUCACUGAUACCAGCAUCGACACCACAUUCAUCUGAACGUAUUGAAUUAAAUUCUUACCGUUAUGCAUUCACUGUGUUUGCAAACAUAACCGUUUAUAUACUCAUGUGGCUACUAUUGAAAACAAACGAUGAACAAAGUGGAUCACAAAUUAGUCCAAGUGAUGCAUCGACAUUUCGUAAUGUGGCUUUCAUCAUUAUUGGAAUGGGCACCGUAUUCACAUUGAUAUUUCAUGCUGGAACACGUGAACGAAACACUGAUAAUGAUGGUGAAGUAAUGGAUCAAGAACAACAACAACAACAACAGGUGGCAACAUUAUCGACCGAUUUGAGAGACGAAUGUCGUGUUACAGUAUGGCAUGGAUGGUUGAAAGAAAUUCGUUUCUAUAAAGUAGCAUUACUUUAUAUGGGAACACGUUUAACGAUCAAUCUGACGCAGGUUUACAUUCCAAAUUAUCUCCAAGAAAGUUUAUAUUUACCAAAAAAAAGUGUUGCUUACAUUCCGCUGGUCACUUAUACAAGUGGAUUUCUUUCAUCAUUUCUUAUGAAAUACAUUAAUCAAACAUUGGGCAAAAAGGUAACAUAUCUUAUUGGUGCAAUAUUAUCAUUGGGUGCUUGUACAUGGAUAUUUUUUGGUACCGACGAGAACUUUAAACAGUGGGGAAUAUUUGUUGUAUCUGUCAUCAUCGGUGCAUCAAAUUCUAUAAUGCUUAUCACUAGUCUUGGAAUAACAAAUGAUUUGAUUGGCAAAAAUACGGCAAGUGGAUCAUUCGUAUUUGGGGCAAUGAGUUUUGUCGAUAAAGUAUCUAAUGGAAUUGCGGUUUGGGUCAUUGAACAUUUCAAACCUUGCGCAACUUUUUCAUGUAUAUGCUGUGAUUAUUAUUAUCGUGACAUAUUGACAUUUGUUUGUGGUGGUGCUACAGCAUUGGCUAUUGCCAGUUUAGCUAUAAUGACAACGGAUAAAAAGAAAAAACGACCAAUUGUGGUGAAUGAAUAUCGAACGGCUACUGUUGUUGCUGCUGCUGCAACAAUCAUCACACCAGAUUCUACAUUGCUGUCUAAUCAUCAUGAAAAUAUCAUCAAUAAGGAUGAGUUGGAGGAUGAACAAACACCAUUACUCAAUCAUUCUUCUAAUUCUAUUUGCCAUUAAAUUCCAUUUUAUAUAUCUA
This is a messenger RNA of Dermatophagoides farinae (American house dust mite), 1615 nucleotides long. RefSeq names its product major facilitator superfamily domain-containing protein 12. Gene Ontology annotation, cellular component: plasma membrane. The record is from RefSeq and is a predicted model, not a curated record. Gene Ontology annotation, biological process: carbohydrate transport. Lineage: Eukaryota; Metazoa; Arthropoda; Arachnida; Sarcoptiformes; Pyroglyphidae. Gene Ontology annotation, molecular function: symporter activity.